AUGUUACCAAGCCAGGCUGGAUCAGCACAAUCUGGAAACGGGUCAGCGUCUGUCAGGGGUAACACAGGUCACGGCUCUGGGGUCAUUGGGAGUGGGAUUCGCCCCAUGUUGGUCAGAGCAGGGCAAUCGAUAACUGGGGUCAGCGACAGCACCGGUGCGGUUGGGAUGUUGGGGAGCAACAGUCCAGGAGUGGGUGCAAGAGGUGGAGCGAGACCAGGGAACGGGACGGGACUGACGACUACACAGACCGCCGGCCAGGGAGGCAUCGGAGGUCUGAUCAUGGGAGUUGGGGUUCAGGGAGGCAGCCGGUACGACCCGGACAAAGAGUGUGCGCCAAUGGGGUGCAGUGGGUCGGACGCUGAUUCGGACUCGGGGGAUGAUGAAGAUCCGAUGUGUUCAAUCGGGGACAACAGAAGAGGAGUAAAGCGGGAGAGACUAGAGAUGGAGGCUGCGGUGACAGGGCAGGAGGCGGGGGUACCACCGGGGGGUUAUGGCGUGGUCCCUCGAGGUGUUGCUGGCGCAAAGCCAGGGAAGAAGACACGUGGACGCGUGAAGAUAAAAAUGGAAUUCAUCGACAACAAGUUGAGGCGAUACACAACUUUUAGCAAGAGGAAGACUGGUAUAAUGAAGAAGGUGAGUGAUCACAGUGACACUCAGGUGUGAUGGGACACUCCGUAGUGUCCACUCCAAAGUGUGUCACUUGGUCAUACAUGAUGUUGCAUUGAUUGAUGUGUAUGGGGCACCUAUAGGCUACACCAACACUGACCGAGAAUGGAAUCAUUAGGUAGAGGUCUCAACUUUCCUGUACAAUAACCUUCCCUUGUGUCACUGACUUAUUUUUUUUAACCCGUGGAAGGCCCAUUCAACCCAAAAUCACACAUAUAAUUUGUCAUAAUGUGUAAAGAACCAAGUGGGACAUGUCAUCUCUGCCCUGGCCCUGAGUGACUGGAGGCCACAGCAGUCUUGACUGUCUCUGUCCUUUAAAUAGACUAGAGCAGUGUUCCCAAACUUUUUCAUAGUCCCGAACAUUUACAUUUUAGUCAUUUAGCGGACGCUCUUAUCCAGAGCGACUUACAGUUAGUGAGUGCAUACAUUUUUUUCAUACUCCAUAUCACUUCAAACAUUCAACCUCCAGCUGCGUACCCCCUCUAGCACCAGGGUCAACGCACUCUCAAAUGUUGUUUUUUGCCAUCAUUGUAAGCCUGCCACACACACACACUAUACGAUACAUUUAUUAAACAUAAGAAUGAGUGUGAGUUUUUGUCACAACCCUGCUUGUGGGAAGUGACAAAUAGCUCUUUUAGGACCAGGGCACAAAUAAUAAUAUAAUCAUAAUACAUAAUUUUGCUCUUUAUUUAGCCAUCUUACAUAUAAAACCUUAUUUGUUCGUCAAAAAUUGUGAAUAACUCACCCCAGGUUAAUGAGAAGGGUGUGCUUGAAAGGAUGCACAUAACUCUGCAAUGUUGGGUUGUAUUGGAGAGAGUCUCAGUCUUAAAUCAUUUUCCACAGACAGUCUGUGCCUGUAUUUAGUUUUCAUGCUAGUGAGGGCCGAAAAUCCACUCUCACAUAGGUACGUGGUUGCAAAGGGCAUCAGUGUCUUAACAGCGCGAUUUGCCAAGGCAGGAUACUCUGAGCGCAGCCCUAUCCAUAAAUCUGGCAGUGGCUUCUGAUUUAAAUUCAAUUUUCACAGAACCGCUUGUUACAAUUUCGAUGAGGCUCUCUUGUUCAGAUAUCGGUAAGUGGACUGGAGGCAGGGCAGGAAAGGGAUAACGAAUCCAAUUGUUUGUGUCGUCCGUUUUUCGGGUAAGUACCUGCGUAAUUGCGCACCCAGCACACACAGGUGCUUCGAAAUAUCACAUUUGACAUUGUCUGUAAGCUUGAGUUCAUUUGCACACAAAAAAUCAUACAAUGAUGGAAAGACCUGUGUCGUGUCCUUGUUAAUGCAGACAGAGAAGAGCUCCAACUUCUUAAUCAUAGCCUCAGUUUUGUCCCGCACAUUGAAUACAGUUGCGAAGAGUCCCUGUAAUCCUAGAUUCAGAUCAUUCAGGCGAGAAAAAACAUCACCCAGAUAGGCCAGUCGUGUGAGAAACUCGUCAUCAUGCAAGUCCAAAUUAUGGUCAGUAAAGAAAAAUGUAAGCUUGUCUCUGAAUUAAAACAAAACGUGUCAAUACUUUGCACCUUGAUAACCAUACGCACCAGUCGUAUGUUGUAAAAGCGUUACAUGGUCGCUGCCCAUAUCAUUGCAUAAUGCAGAAAAUACACGAUACUUCAGGGGCCUUGCUUUAACAAAGUUAACCAUUUUCACUGUAGUGUCCAAAAUGUAUUUCAAGCUGUCAGGCAUUCCCUUGGCAGCAAGAGCCUCUCGGUAGAUGCUGCAGUGUGACCCAAGUGGCGUCGGGAGCAACUCCUUGCACGCGCGUUACCACUCCACUAUGUCUCCCUGUCAUGGCUUUUGCGCCAUCAGUACAAAUACCAACACAUCUUGACCACCAAAGUCCAUCUGAUGUCACAAAGCUGUCCAGUACUUUAAAAAUAUCCUCUCAUGUUGUCCUGGUUUCCAGUGGUUUGCAGAAGAGGAUGUCUUCCUUAAUUGACCCCCCAUAAACGUAACGGACAUAUACCAGGAGCUGUGCCAGGCCCGCCACGUCUGUUGACUCAUCCAGCUGUAAAGCAUAGAAUUCACUGGCUUGUAUGCGAAGCAGUAAUAGUUUCAAAACAUCUCCUGCCAUGUCACUGAUGCGUCAUGAAACAAUGUUGUUUGAUGAAGGCAUUGUCUGUAUAGUUUUUUUUGGCCUUUUCCCCCAGCGUUGUCCCAGCCAUAUCCGCGACAGCAGGAAGAAUUAAGUCCUCCACAAUAGUAUGGGGCUUGCCUGUCCUGGCCAAGCAUAACAACUUCUGUCGUCGACAGGUGCAGGUGUAGUACUGCUGGUAGUAGCAAUACUACCAGUAGAGCUGGUAUGUGUCUCUAUGGACACGGGCAUUAUUUUUAUUUUUUUACCAUUUAUCCAUUUUCGAGCAAACGGAAUGAGCAGCAGCUACGUUUGGCUACAUACGGACCGUUCGUGGAAUUCCCGCGAGAGAGUAACGGUUAAUGUGAUUGGAUGUUAAGUAUUUGACUAGGCUACCUGUAUUUGACGUUGUGUUGUUAUUUCGCUGAACACUAGAUGUUUUAAUUUUAUUUUUGGCAGUGAAACGAGGCUACUCAGGCGAGAAAAAAACAUCACCCAAAUGUAUAGCCCCGUUGGAAAAUCUAAAUGGACUGUUUGAAAAUGUGAAUCACAUUUUUAUUUGGCGUACCCCUGGUGGGAGUACACGUACCCCAGUUUGGGAAUAGCCGGACUAGAGCAACUGACAUUCCGAUUUCUGACCAUGACCCCCUACACACACACCCCUGUGUCCUGUAGGCCUAGUGCAGUAACACACUUGCAAUCUAAAUUGAGAAAUAUAAUAAUUUUUAGCAAACUAUUUUAAAUUUAUAUUAAUUUAAUCAUAUUUUCAAAGAGCAAUUUGUGCUCAGUACAUUGAAUGUUUCUCAUUCAGCUUUUAAAGUGACUGUAGUACCUAAUCAAGUAAAAUAAGGUAAGAUGUGUUCAGUAGGAGUACUGCAAACUAAGGUUGGCAAAUUAAUAAACACUGACUCACUCACUGCAGCCUUUGGUCAGCAGCAGCAGUUCAGAUCACAGACCCCCUGACCUAAAGUGUGUCAGGCAGAGCCAACAGCUGACCAAACCCCAGGGACAGAGAUCAGAGGUCAGUCAAAGAGUGCUAGGCAGACCAAACAGGCCACUGUGCACCACUGUAAGGAACACAUGAUGCCUUCAUCAUACCCUAGCUCUCUGUCAUACAGUAUGUCAUCAGAGGGCUCAGAUGAGGUCUGAAAGUGAAAACCCCAUGGCUGCAUCUGAAGUUGUAUUUCGGGCCAUGGUUAGGUGACUCUGAUUCAGUUCAGCAUUUACUGCAAUAACCCUCUCCUCUUUUCGAUUUGACACUUCUGACCAUUAGCAUGCACAUCAGUGGUAAUAGCUGAUAUUCUCCAGUGUAGUGGCGUGUCCAGGGGGUGGCCCAGGGUCGGAUAGGUUGUCUCUGAAUAUAUUGAUAAUUUUGGCCAAGACGAGCACCGACAACAAGACUCCUCAAUCUCACGGGAGAAAGCAUUCGAGCGAGCGAAACAGUGCUCCUCUGUGUUUGCAUGUGUAGCCCAUGUAUCUGACAUGCAAACCUCACUGGCCACGUUGCGUGCACGAGCGUUGCAAAAUAAAUGUACACAUGCAUGUUAUUCAAUCAUUUCACCCACACUGCUCACACGCGUGAACAAGCUUCUGUGUAGCCAAAUGCUAAAAUAGAACUUGGUUCUCUUUGAGACGCCACGUGCUGCAAGUCCCUUUCUUAUUGGAUAUCAGGAAGAUACAAACCCACGUGGAUGUAUGAAAGACAAACGAGGAGAGAUUAAUUAAAGGUAACUAACUAGAUUUCCCUUAUCUGUGGAUUAAUUGUUGGAGUAGAGAAACAUGCCACGAAUUUUACCAAGAACCAGCUAAAAAGAAGACCACGUGCAUGACGGGUAAAAUAACAACCCAAUGUUUAUCUCCCAGGACAAAUUAGCUUGCAACAGCUAGCUAGCUACGUUUCCAUGAAUGUUUCAUGUGUGGUUCAACCUGCCCCCAAAUUAAUAAAGUUGGUUCACAGUUGGUUCUGAUAUUUUAACCUGCGUAUCAUGAUUGCGUCUGGUGUGGAUGGACAAAAUCAACAUACGCACGUGCGGCCGGUGUAGUCAGCAUGUGAUGCUGUCUGGCCAGAAAAAGUAUGAUGUCUUUCUUUUUGGCCAGACAGCAUCAGAUACAGUGCAUUCGGAAAGUAUUCAGACAUAUUCCCUUUUCCUACAGCCUUAUUCUAAAAUUGAUUAAAUAUUAAUCAGUCUACACACACUACCCCAUAAUGACAUAGCGAAAACAGGUUUUAUAAAUUUUUCCAAUUGAUUAAAAAUAGAAAACAGAUACCUUAUUUACAUAAGUAUUCAGACCCUUUGCUAUGAGACUCCUGUUUCCAUUGAUCAUCCUUGAGAUGUUUCUACAACUUGAUUGGAGUCCACCUGUGGUAAAUGCAAUUGAUUGGACAUGAUUUGGAAAGGCACACACCUGUCUAUAUAAAGUCCCACAGUUGACAGUGCAAAAACCAAGCCAUGAGGUCGAAGGAUUUGUCCGGAGAGCUCCGAGACAGGAUUGUGUCAAGGCAUAGAUCUGGGGAAGGGUACCAACAAAUUUCUGCAGCAUUGAAGGUCCCUAAGAACACAGUGGCCUUCAUUCUUAAAUGGAAGAAGUUUGGAACCACCAAGACUCUACCUAGAGCUGGCCGCCUGGCCAAACUGAGCAUUCGGGGGAGAAGGGCCUUGGUCAGGGAGGUGACCAAGAACCCGAUGGUCACUCUGAUAGAGCUCCAGAGUUCCUCUGUGGAGAUUGGAAACCUUCCAGAAGGACAACCAUCUCUGCAGCACUCCACCAAUCAGGCCUAUAUGGUAGAGUGGCCAGACGGAAGCCAUUCCUCAGUAAAAGGCACAUGACAGCCCACUUGGAGUUUGACAAAAGGCACCUAAAGGACUCUCAGAAUGAGAAACAAGAUUCUCUGGUCUGAUGAAACCAAGAUUGAACUCUUUGGCCUGAAUGCCAAGCGUCACGUCUGAAGGAAACCUGACACCAUCCCUACGGUGAAGCAUGGUGGUGGCAGCGUCAUGCUGUGGGGAUGUUUUUCAGCAGCAGGGACUGGGAGACUAGUCAGGAUUGAGGGAAAGAUGAACGGAACAAAGUACAGAGAGAUCCUUGAUGAAAACCUGCUCCAGAGCGCUCAGGACCUCAGACUGGGGCGAAGGUUCACCUUCCAACAGGACAAGCACACAGCCAAGACAAUGCAGGAGUGGCUUCAGGACAAGUCUCUAAAUAUCCUUGAGUGGCCCAGCCAGAGCCCGGACUUGAACCCAAUCGAACAUCUAUGAAGAGACCUGAAAAUAGCUGUGCAGCGACGCUCCCCAUCCAACCUGACAGAGCUUUAAAGGAUCUGCAGGGAAGAAUGGGAGAAACUCCCAAAAUACAGGUGUGCCACGCUUGUAGUGUCAUACCCAAGAAGACACAAGGCUGUAAUCGCUGCCAAAGGUGCUUCAACAAAGUACUGAGUAAAGGGUCUGAACACUAAUGUAAAUGUUAUAUUUCUGUUUUUUAUUUUUAAUAUAUUUGCAAACAUUUCUAAAAACCUGUUUUUGCUUUGUCAUUAUGGCGUAUUGUGUGUAGAUUGAUGAGGAAAAUAAACAAUUUAAUCCAUUUUAUAAUAGGGCUGUAUCGUAACAGAAUGUGGAAAAAGUCAAGGGGUCUGAAUAAUUUCAGAAUGUGCUGUAGCUAGCUACAUCUACGGGCUUUUAUGUUUUUUCUGUCGUGCAUAGUGUGCAGUAGCCUAUAUCAUAAGCUAUAUGUAUUGGAUAACGGCACAAUCAUUUGGGCCUUUUUGGGCUUGGGAUCAUUAAAUAUCUUUAAAACAGUGCUCAUAAAAUGUAUUUAAUGUAUGGCUCAUCAGGCUCAGGUAGCAUCAGGCAUGAAUGUUCAAUCAAACCUCUAAUCUAAUCCAGACAUAGGCCUAUUUAUAUGCUUUAUAAUGCUUUUGAAUGAAACUUCCGGUUUUGGCGGGAAAUACCGGGUUAACCGGGAGAAAAGUGAUUUAUUCUCGGAAUGAAACUUUUUGUAAAAUACCGGGAAAAUAUUCAACCCUAGUCUGUGCCCCACCUUGGCAAUCCCAAUCAAAAUGUUCUGGACAAGCCACUGAUUCAGUGGAUUCAUAAUGGGUCAUCAGUUAUACUACAUACCAUAUAAUAUAAUAAUAUAAUAUGCCAUUUAGCAGACGCUUUUAUCCAAAGCGACUUACAGUCAUGCGUGCAUACAUUAUUUUAUUUUUUUUUGUGUACGGGUGGUCCCGGGGAUCGAACCCACUACCUUGGCGUUACAAGCGCCGUGCUCUACCAGCUGAGCUACAGAGGACCACAUGAAGGCUCUAGUAUCCAAGCGUGCACAUGGAAUGUAGGCUACUCACUAUUACAUUUACAUUUGAGUCAUUUAGCAAACGCUCUUAUCCAGAGCGACUUACCAUUGUAUCUAAGAUCACUCAUUAUGUUUCAAUGCAGACAUUACCAUACGUCUGAAGCAGAUCAGCACUUUGUCGAGCAAAGAGGCAUCUGUUAUCUCUCUCACAAGAUACGUUGGAGAACUGCUGCAGUGCAGACAAACAUAGUCUUUUUGGAUUGUUUCACCAAAAUAAUUACAAUGCCACUCUUUGCAUUGUUUGAUCAUUGUAAAAAAGGUUGAGUUCUGACUGAUGAGCAAGUCCUUGCUUUACUUUCUUCCCUUUGGCAUCCUCCACUGUUGUCGUGGAAACGGAGGUUUCUGUAUUGUACAGUGGGCAGCAUGAUUGUUCUGUGCCUUGAGUUGGGCUAUGACAAAGUAUGACAGAAUUAACAGUGCCUUCAGAAAUUAUUCAUACUCCUUGACUUCUUCCACAUUUUGUUGUUACAGCCUGAUUUCAAAAUUGAUUAAAAUAAAUGUUCUCUCACCCAUCUACACACAAUACCCCAUAAUGACAAAGUGAAAACAUGUUUUUAGAAAAUGUUGCACAUUUAUUGAAAAUGAAAUACAAAAAUGUCUCAUUUACACCCCUGAGUCAAUACUUUGUAGAAGCAUCUUUGGUGGCCAUUACAGCUUUGAGUCAUCUUGGGUAUGUCUGUAUCAGCUUUGCACAUCUGGAUUUGGGGAUUUUCUCCCAUUCUACCUUGCAGAUUUUCUCAAGCUCUGUUAAGUUAGAUGGGGAGCGGCGGUGAACAGCAAUCUUCAAGUCUUUCCACAGAUUUAAUGAUAUUGAAAUCUGGGCUUUCUCUGGGCCACUCAAUGACUUUCACAUUCUUAUUCUGAAACCAUUUAAGUGUUGCUUUGGCUGUAUGCUUGGGGUCAUUGUCCUGUUGGAACGUAAAUCUUCGCUCCAGUCUAAGGUCUAAGGAGCAGGUUCUUGUCAAGGAUUUGCCUGUAUUUGGUUCCAUUCAUUGUUCCAUCUAUCCUUACCAGUCUCCCAGUCCCUGCCGCUGAAAGCAUCCCCAUAGCAUGAUGCUGCCACCACCAUGAUAGGGAUGGUGUUAGACGGGUGAUGAGCUGUGCCUGGUUUUCUCCAGACAUAGCGUUUUGCAUUUAGGCCAAAUGGUUCAAUUUGUGUCUCAUCAGACCACAGAAUAUUUUGCCUUAUGAUCAGUCUUUAUUAAGAUAAAAAACAGAAAUAUCACAUUUACAUAAGUAUUCAGACCCUUUACUUAGUACUUUGUUGAAGCACCUUUGGCAGCGAUUACAGCCUCUGGUAUGACACUACAAGCUUGGCACACCUGUAUUUGGCGAGUUUCUCCCAUUCUUCUCUGCAGAUCCUCUCAAGCUCUGUCAGGUUGGAUGGGGAGCGUCACUGCACAGCUAUUUUCAGGUCUCUCCAGAGAUGUUCGAUCGGGUUCAAGUCCGGGCUCUGGCUGGGCCACUCAAGGACAUUCAGAGACUUGUCCCGAAGCCACUCCUGUGUUGACUUGGCUGUGUGUUUAGGGUCGUUGUCUUGUUAGAAGGUGAACCUUCGCCCCAGUCUGAGGUCCUGAGCACUCUGGAGCAGGUUUUCAUCAAGGAUCUCUCUGUACUUUGUUCCAUUCAUCUUUCCCUCAAUCCUGACUAGUCUCCCAGUCCCUGCCGCUGAAAAACAACCCCACAGCAUGAUGCUGCCACCACCAUGCUUCACCGUAGGGAUGAUGCCAGGUUUCCUCCAGACGUGAUGCUUGGCGUUCAGGCCAAAUAGUUCAAUCUUAGUUUCAUCAGACCAGAUCAUCUUGUUUCUCAUGGUCUGUCCUUUAGGUGCCUUUUGGCAAAUUCCAAGCGGGUUGUCAUGUGCCUUUUACUGAGGAAUGGCUUCCGUCUGACCACUCCACCAUAAAGGCGUGAUUGGUGGAGUGCUGCAGAGAUGGUUGUCCUUCUGGAAGGUUCUCCCAUCUCCACAGAGGAACUCUGGAGCUCUGUCAGUGACCGUCGGGUUCUUGGUCAUAUCCCUGACCAAGGCCCUUCUCCCCCGAUUGCUCAGUUUGGCCGGACAGCCAGCUCUAGGAAGAGUAUUGUUGGUUCCAAACUUGUUCCAUUUAAGAAUGAUGGAGGCCACUGUGUUCUUGGGGACCUUCAAUGCUGCAGACAUUUUUUGGUACCCUUCCCCAGAUCUGUGCCUCGACAUAAUCCUGUCUCAGAGCUCUACAGACAAUUCCUUCGAACCCAUGGCUUGGUUUUUGCUUUGACAUGCACUGUCAACUGUGGGACCUUGUAUAGACAGGUAUGUGCCUUUCCAAAUCAUGUCCAAUCAAUUGAAUUUACCACAGGUGGACUCCAAUGAAGUUGUAGAAACAUCUCAAGGUUGUUAAAUGGAAACAGGAUGCACCUGAGCUACAUUUCAAGUCUUAUAGCAAAGGGUCUGAAUACUUGUAAAUAAGGUGUUUUUAUUUUAAUUUUAAUACAUUUACAAAAUUUACUAAAAACCUUUUUUAUCUUUGUCAUUAUGGGUUAUUGUGUGUAGAUUGAAGAGGAUUUCUAUUUAUUUAAUCCAUUUUAGAAUAAGGCUGGAACGUAACAAAGUGGAAAAAGUCAGGGGGUCUGAAUACUUUCUGAAUGCACUGUAUGUUCCGGGACUCAUCCGAUUGCAUUCAGGAGUAUACCACAUCAGUCACCGGCUUCAUCAAUAAGUGCAUCGAUGACGUUGUCCCAACAGUGACCGUAUGUACAUACCCCAGCCAGAAGCCAUGGAUUACAGGCAACAUCUGCACUGAGCUAAAGGGUAGAACUGCCGCUUUCAAGGAGCGGGACUCUAACCCGUACGCUUAUAAGAAAUCCUGCAGUGCCCUCAGAAGAAACAUCAAACAGGCAAAAAGUAAAUACAGGACUAAGAUUGAAUCCUACUACACCGGCUCCGACGCUCGUCGGAUGUGGCAGGGCGUGCAAACUAUUACGGACUACAAAAAGAAAGCCCAGCCGCGAGCUUCCCAGUGACACAAGCCUACCAGACGAGCUAAACAACAUUUUUGCGUGCUCCGUAGCCAAUGUGAGUAAGACCUUUUAAACAGGUCAACAUUCACAAGGCCGCAGGGCCAGACGGAUUACCAGGAAGUGUACUCCGAGCAUGUGCUGACCAACUGGCAAGUGUCUUCACUGACAUUUUCAACCUGUCCCUGGCCGAGUCUGUAAUACCUACAUGUUUCAAGCAGACCACCAUAGUCCCUGUGCCCAAGAACACCAAGGUUACCUGCCUAAAUGACUACCGACACCUAGCACACAUGUCUGUAGCCAUGAAGUGCUUUGAAAGGCUGGUCAUGGCUCACAUCAACACCAAUCGCACUCCACACUGCCCCUUUCCCACCUGGACAAAAGGAACACCUAUGUGAGAAUGCUGUUCAUUGACUACAGCUCAGCGUUCAACACUAUAGUGCCCACAAAGCUCAUCACUAAGCUAUGGACCCUGGGACUAAACACCUCCCUCUGCAAUUGGAUCCUGGACUUCCUAACGGGGUAAGGGUAGCAACAACACAUCUGCCUUGCUGAUUCUAAACAUCGAGUGCUUAGUCCCCUCCUGUACUCCCUGUUCACCCACGACUGCGUGGCCAAGCACGACUCCAACACCAUCAUUAAGUUUGCUGAUGACACAACAGUGGUAGGCCUGAUCACCGACAAUGAUGAGACAGUCUAUAGGGAGGAGGUCAGAGACCUGGCAGUGUGGUGCCAGGACAACAACCUCUCCCUCAACAUGAGCAAGACAAAGGAGAUGAUCGUGGACUACAGGAAAAGGAGGGCCUAACACGCCCCCAUUCACAUCGACGGGUCUCUAGUGGAGCUGGUUGAGAGUUUCAGGUUCCUUGGUGUCCACAUCACCAACAAACUAUCAUGGUCCAAACACACCAAGACAGUCGUGAAGAGGGCACGACAACGCCUUUUCCCCCUCAAGAGACUGAAAAGAUUUGGCAUGGGUCCCCAGAUCCUCAAAAAGUUAUACAGCUGCAACAUCGAAAGUGUCCUAACUGGUUGCAUCACCGCCUGGUAUGGGAACUGGUCGGCAUCCGACAGUAAGGCGCUACAGAGGGUAAUGCGUAUGGCCCAGUACAUCACUGGGGCCAAGCUCCCUGCCAUCCAGGACCUAUAUACUAGGCAGUGUCAGAGGAAUGCCCAAAAAAUUGUCAAAGACUCCAGUCACCCAAGUCAUAGACUGUUCUCUCUGCUACCGCACGGCAAGCGGUACCGGAGCACGAAGUCUAGGUCCAAAAGGCUCCUUAACAGCUUCUACCCCCAAGCCAUAAGACUGCUGAACAAUUAAUCAAAUGGCUAACCAGACUAUUUGCAUUGAACCCCCCAGUUGUUUUUCCACUGCUGCUACUCGCUGAUUAUUAUCUAUGCAUAGUCACUUUACCCUUACCUACAUGUACAGAUUACCUCGACUUACCUGUACCCCCGCACAUUGACUCGGUAUCGGUACCCCCUGUAUAUAGCCUCAUUAUUGUUAUUUUGCGUUACUUUUUUUAUUAUUAUUAUUUGUUACUUUAGUUUAUUUUGUAAAUAUUUUCUUAACUCUAUUUUCUUUCAAACUGCAUUGUUGGUUAAGGGCUUGUAAGUAAGUAUUUCACGGUAAGGUCUACACCUGUCGUAUUCUUUUUUUUUUUUUAGUCAUUUAGCAGACGCUCUUAUCCAGAGCGACUUACAUAUUAUUAUUUAUUUUUUUAUACUGGCCCCCUGUGGGAAUCGAACCCACAACCCUGGCGUUGCAAACACCAUGCUCUAUCAACUGAGCUACAUCCCUGCCGGCCAUUCCCUCCCCUACCCUGGACGACGCUGGGCCAAUUGUGCGCCGCCCAUGAGUCUCCCGGUCGCGGCCGGCUGCGACAGAGCCUGGAUUCGAACCAGGAUCUAGUGGCACAGUUUUGCACUGCGAUGCAGUGCCUUAGACCACUGCGCCACUCAGGAGCCAAUAUUCGGCGCAUGUGACAAAUUUGAUUUGCUGUAGAGACUGUUGUCCUUCUGGCAGGUUCUCCCAUCUCAGCCAAGGAACUCUGUAGUUCUGUCAGAGUGGUCAUUGGGUUCUUGGUCACCUCCCUGACCAAGGUCCUUCUUGCCGGGUUUCCCAGUGUGGUUAGACGGCCAGCUGUAGGCAGAGUCUGGUUCAUUCCAAAUGUUUUCCUUUUCCCAAUGAUAGAUACUACUGUGCUCUUGGAAACUUUCAACACUAGAAAUUAUUUUAUACCCUUCCGCAGAUAUAUGCCUCAUCACAAUUCUAUCUCUGAGAUCCACGGACAGUUUCUUGGACUUCAUGGUAUAUUUACUGCUCUGACAUGCAGUGUCAACUGUGGGACCUUAUACAGACAGGUGUGUUUCUUCCUAAAUCAUGUCCGAACAGUUGAAUUGGUCACUGGUGGACUCCAAGUUGUAGUGACAUCUCAAGGAUGAUCAAAGGAAAUUGGAUGCACCUCAGCUCAAUUUGGCGUGUCCUAGCAAAGGGUUGCGAGUACUUAUGUAAAUUAGGUAUUUCAUUUUCAAUACAUUUGCACACAUUUAUAAAAACCAUGUUUUAACUUUGUAAUUAUGGGGUUGUAACACAACAAAAUGUGGAAUAAGUCAAGGGGUAUGAAUACUUUCUGAAGGCACUGUAGCAGGCAGGUUUCAGAUCUCUUUGAGGGUGCAGGCCAGGGCUGUGUGAUACGAUUGCAAUUGAUGGCCUGCUAGAUCAGUUAUCUGGUUCUGUAAAGGAUGUGCUCAUUCAAAUUGUUUGUCUGCGCACCCUGUAGCAAGUCGAGUUCUCCAUGUCCUGGAUAUGACUACUGCCCCUGAGGUUUAAUCUAUAGAUGCACACAGUUUUCAUACAGUAGAUAGAUCUCUAUGACUGUUAGGAUCACCACAGUGAUAAUUUGUGUUAGCUAUGAAUUGCACUGUUUUUGAAGCCUAGACAUGGGCUGCAUCAAUGUGGACACAUGCCCCAUAGCUUUACAUAUAAGGCCAGAAAGGGAGUUUACAUGUGCAUGAAUACCAUGGCUGUGUGGAUUUCCUCUUCCAUCUGGGGUCUGCUCUCUAGGCUGUCCUGGGGCAUGCUGUUGGGUCUCAGACACAAAUGGGGUACUGCAUACAUCUGUGUGUGCAACCUCGUUCCCACAGACACACAGCCAGAAUAAUCACACACUGACUACAAGGGUCAGGGAUUGCAACAGCCAGGAGACCUAAAGCAAACCAUCUAGUGAUAGGAUACAAAUAGGAAUGAACAAACUUCCCCUCUCCCAUUUUCCAAAUGACGAAGUUAUCAAGCCGGGCACUUGAGUAUUGACCAAGGCACCCUGACGCAGACCGACACACACAUACUGUAGACUUGGGAUGGCUGAGACAAGCUCGCCACACAGUUCUUGGCACAGCAAGACAUCUAUGUCAUUGAGAUGAUUUUACAUGUUUAAAUCAAUUGGAAGUGUUACUGAGAGCUGCAUGCUCACUCCAUUUCUAAGAAUGCUUCUGCGGAGCCCACUGAAGCAACGUCAGGUCUUCGCUGCUCUUCAGAGCAUGCAUACAUCUCCAGAGGCUUGCUGUCUUUGCCUUUACUCAUUCAUUAGACACCGCAGCUCUAGAGGUGAAGCCUGCACCGCUGGACUGGCAAGUGUGAUGGACACAGUGUUGGAAGUUGCUCAUACCCAUCUCUGCCCCUCUGCCUUUCUUUCAGGUGGGGUUGCAUUUCACUACAGCCGAAAGAUGAUUAGAUAAGUAGCUUCAGCAUUGUACAAUUGCUACAUUAAAUGAUUACAGUACAUUAUAUCUGCAAAUGAGAUGAUUGAGGCCAAUAAUGAACAAAGUUACGCAUUGCCACACUUCCAAACCUUGUGACGUCUGAAAGUUCCAUGAAGGCUGGAAAUCGGGAAGUUCCUUGAAAGAGAAUUUAACUUAAAGAAGCUGUGUUGAUACGACUAGUUCUGUUUUGAUAGAGAUUUCUCAUGCAGUAACAGCACUAUAGUUUAAUAACAGUAUAGACCCUAUGAUUUUGCAUAGGCUAUUUGAUGUAGGCCUAAGCAAAGAAGCGAUUGUUGGUUGUGUAUGACAGCCAUCCUCUAGUUCUCCUUCUUACUCUGCAUGUCUGCCAGAAUGAUGCCCGGCGGCUAGCAAUGAAAUCAUUCAUCAGCCAAUGUUUAAAUUGUAUUCACUAAGGUAAAUUGUAUUCAGUCCCUCCCUCUCCACCAGAAUCCAUUAAGACCUACAUGGUUAUUACCUCUCCCCCUUUCUCUCCCUUACAACCAAGACCCCCUGUCGCAAGGAACGAAAUCAGUAUCACUAUAUCACAGACACUAUUUUUGGAGCCUUAUCUAAUGUUAUUUUAGCUACAUUUGUGCUAUACGUCAGAGUUCACCAGGGAGGUAUUUUUAGACUUGAAGUGUGUUUCUUGGCUAGUUGGCUGCAGUUUUAACCCGUUAUCUGUAGGUAACACCAUCGGGAACUUUGUUUUUCCCUAUUCCCAUUUGAGUCUGUGCAAUGCACAUAAUUGUUUAUUGGCUUAAAUCACUGAACACAACAGGUGCUUAUUAGACUUUUGCUCAUUUGCAUAGUCUAUUUUUUUAUUCCAGCAUUCACUUCCAGCAUUUUAAUUGAUGCAUUUCUUCAUUAUCUACUCUGUGUUAUCAUUUUCACACUGUCCCCCAAAAAAUAUCUUAGUAACCUCUAUUUUGAAGAGGGAAAAAAAAUCUUCCUUGACAGAAUAAUGAUUUGCUUUUUUGACUGUGCAUUUUUGGCAGUUCUUGCUGAGGGCGAUCAGCUCCCGAAGUUGUUGACUGUUUUUGUGCUUGUCAGUUAGCUAGCAGUUCUCAGAUGUUUUUUUUUUUUUUUUUUUUGGGGGGGGGGGGGGGGGGGGGGGGUAGAUCAGCUUAAUAUUGCAGAUAGAUUGUAACUUCUAUCAAUGUAAUUGUCUGCAUCACUUCCAAUCCCCCAUGUUUUUUAUAUAUAUACUCCCCUUUUCAACCCUGCCAUCCUUUCCCUACUUGGGGUAAAUUAGUGAACAACAAUGCCCAGUUCUCAGAUGUUAGCAGACAAUGGCUAGUAGUUUGUUACUUAAAAUUGAUGAUAUUUUGAGUCAUUACUGAAUUAUUUAAUGUAAGAAAUCAAACAUUAAACCUCAUAAACAAUUCAUGGUAAUUCAUGGUAACCUCAAACAAUUAAUUUAGACCCGGCGUUUAUUAGAAACAAGCGUUUUAUUUGGUGAAAUGUGUGCCGUUGCCCGGUUAUUAAAAGGGAAAGGUGGCUAUUUGAGACUUUGCGUUUAGUUAAAGUUUUACGGUACUCUUGUUUUGAUGCUUUUUAAACAGUUUGUUUUAUACUGAACAAAAAUAUAAACGCAACAUGCAACAAUUUCAAAGAUUUUACUGAGUUACAGUUCAUAUAAGGAAAUCGGUCAAUUGAAAUAAAUUCUUUAGGCCCUAAGCUAUGGAUUUCACAUGACUGGGCAGGGGUGCAGCCAUGGGUGGGCCUGGGAGGGCAUAGGCCCACCCACUUGGCAGCCAGGCCCACCCACUGGGGAGCCAGGCCCAGCCAAUCAGAAUGAGUUUUUCCCCACAAAAGGGCUGUAUUACAGACGGAAAUACUCCUCAGCACCCCCCCAAACCCACCUCAGACGAUCCCGCAGGUGAAGAAGCCUGAUGUGGAGGUCCUGGGCUGGUGUGGUUACAUGUGGUCUGCGGUUUUGAGGCCGGAUGGACAUACUGGCAAAUUCUCUGAAACCAUGUUGGAGGCAGCUUAUUGUAGAGAAAUUAACAUUGAAUUAUCUGGCAACAGCUCUGGUGGACAUUCCUGCAGUCGGCAUGACAAUUGCACACUCCCUCAAAACUUGAGACAUCUGUGGCAUUGUGUUGUGUGACAAAAAUAAGCUUCUUGAUAUGCCACACCUGUCAGGUGGAUGGAUUAUCUUGGCAAAGGAGAAAUGCUCACUAAUAGGGAUGUAAACAACUUUGUGCACAUAAUUUGAGAGAAAUAAGCUUUUUGUGUGUAUGGAACAUUUCUGGGAUUUUUUAUUUUUACACUUUACAUGUUGCAUUUAUAUUUUUGUUCAGUGUAGAUAUUAAGAACGUGGUGGAAUGUCAGUCUACCCUGUUUAUUUAGGCACAUUCCUCCAAAACUGAUGUUGAUGCUCAUGCUGAUUCUAAAGCUGAUAUGGAUGUUGACAUUGUCAUCUCCCUCCCCCCAUGGCAGGCCUAUGAGCUCUCCACGUUGACAGGAACCCAGGUCCUGCUACUGGUGGCCAGUGAGACGGGCCAUGUCUACACGUUUGCCACGCGGAAGCUCCAGCCCAUGAUCACCAGCGAGACGGGCAAGGCCCUCAUCCAGACGUGCCUCAACUCUCCGGACUCACCCCCCCGCAACGACCCCUCCACUGACCAGCGUAUGAGCGCCACGGGCUUCGAGGAGACGGACCUCAGCUACCAGGUGUCUGAGUCAGAGAGCCUUGGGGAGACCAAGGUGAGUUCUGCUGCUGCUCUUCACACAAAGGACCAGGUUUGUGUUCAUUAGGCACCAAACUAGUCUCAUAAACCCGACCCUAGGCAACAGCAGUGAUUAGUAGGGGUGUAACGGUUCACCAAACCCACGGUUCGGUACGUUUUGGGGUCACGGUUCGGUUUCGGUACAACGGGAAAAUGAAAUGCUUACAGUCACUGUAGUUAUUUUUUGUUUAUUUAAGCUGCGAAGGGCUGCUUGAAUGCGGAGGGUAGACAAUGUGUGUGUAUAUAUAUAUAUAUAUAUAUAUAUAUAUAUAUAUAUAUAUAUUUGUCUUGUUCUGGUGGUAGGAAUACUGGGGUGACGUCGGCGUAAAUAUGUCAACAUGUUUGAGGUGUUGGUAGCUGCACAGGCUAUUCUCAUUGAGUAGUGGCGACAUACUCUCUCUGUCUAUCGCUGUUGUAAUCUACUGGGAAACCAAAAUGUUCCCUAACUCGAGAUUUUAAACGAUGGUGGAGAAUCCACCUGGUUUUUCGACCUCACUACUCGCCAUCGUGCAGAACUAGUUCCCGGCUGCGGCUCACUGAAGGUCAGUUUGAAAUGUGCCAAUUUAAGAUUUGAAUUUUGAUUACAACGUAAGCUUCAGUUGUUUAAACGGACUAGCCUAAAAUGUUGUUUUAUUUAGCUCAGAUUUUCUCAAGAGGCAUACAAUGCAGUGUAGGCAUAGUCUAUAGGCCUAGUGUUUUAUUUUUUUAAAUAUAUUUUUUAUGUAUUCAUUCGGGUUCACAGUGUGGACCAAACUUUUUCUACAUUUUGUUGUGUUACAGCCUGAAUUUAAAAUGGAUUACAUUGAAAUUGUGUGUCACUGGUCUGCACACAGUACCCCAUAAUGUCAAAGUGGAUGUAUGUUUUUAGAAGUCUUUACAAAUUAAUUAAAAAUGAAAAGUUGAAAUGUCUUGAGUCAGUAAGUAUUCAACCCCUUUGAGAAAAUUAACUUUAUGUCCUGAAUACAAAGUGUUAUGUUUGAGGAAAAUACCAGUCUUGAUAUUUUCAAGCAUGGUGGUGGCUGCAUCAUGUUAUGGGAGUUUUUUUUAGGAUAAAAAUUAAUGUAAUAGAGCUAAGCACAGGCAAAAUCCUAGAGGAAAACCUGGUUCAGUCUGCUUUCCAACAGACACUGGGAGAAGAAUUCACCUUCCAGCAGGACAAUAACCUAAACACAAGGCCAAAUAUACACUGGAGUUGCUUACCAAGACGACAUUUGAAUGUUCCUAAGUGGCCUAAUUACAGUUUGGAUAUAAAUCACCUUGAAAAUCUAUGGCAAGACUUGAAAGUGGCUGUCUAGCAAUGAUCAACAACCAACUUGACAGAGCUUGAAGAAUUUUGUAAUAAUAUUGUGCAAAUAUUGUACAAUCCAGGUGUGCAAAGCUCUUAGACUUACCCAGAAAGACUCACAGCUGUAAUCGCUGCCAAAGGUGAUUCUAGCAUGUAUUGACUCAGGGGUGUGAAUACUUAUGUAAAUUAGAUAUUUCUGUAUUUAAUUUUCCAUAAAUGUGCAAACAUUUCUACAAACAUGUUUUCACUUUGUCAUUAUGGGUUAUUGUGUGUCGAUCAGUGAGAAUAGUUUUAAAAAUAUUUAAUCCAUUCUGAAUUCCGGAUGUAACACAACAAAAUGUGGAAUAGGUUAAGGGGUAUGAAUACUUUUGGAAGGCAUUGUCCGUGUACCGUUACACCCCUAGUGACUAGGGUUUGGUUUCAAUAAUGGACUCUUUUGGCAACUUUGAUAAGAAAAGGUGGGUCCUCUUCAGACCGACAACUCUACCAACAAAUCACAAGGCCAAAGUUUGCAAGCAAAACCUUUGCAGUGGUUUUAGGAAAGGUAGUUGAUGCAAACUAGCCACUUGCAAAAUGCACUCAUUAAAAAUAACCUCUGUGAUCUCCAUCUUGUCAGCUACUAUUUUGUAUUUUACUCAACCGGAUAAGGUAGUGACGUAGGCAGUAAUGUAGUUACUCUAUGCCAAACUGACAUUCUAUUAUGUACAGAUGGCGGACAUUAGAAAACUGUGGUAGGCGACCCGGAUGACUAGAGAGACCAUAAGAAAACUGACUGAAACAGGGAGGGAUUACCUGAACUUGACCAAUAAGAAACGCUAAUUUAUGUUUUCCGUUGCAAAACGUUUUGCUAAUGAAUACGACCCAGAACAAACUGGCUUUGGACCAGAAACCUGUAGUGCUGCUGUAGCCCAUAGAAACGCAUUGAAUAACACAUUCAUAAAUGGGAAAAAAUUGUCAAAAUAAAUCGUAAGGAAUAAGGUUUUGAAGUGUCUGUCCUAUAUCUAGGAGAUAUAAAAAAGCUCAGGAAAUAUAUAUAUAUUUUUGGACAUAUUUAACCCCUUAUUUUUGUUGGCACAAAACUACCUCCAUACUUCCAUUCAUUUGAAUGGGUUACCUUCAGACGAGUCCUGUGACACUUGUGGGAGUCAUAGAGCAAAACGGAGAACACCAUCGUGAGAGUCUCCCCUUUCCAUAGAGUGGUCAUAUUAGUUAGUAGGUCAAACCAUUCGGACGCUGCAGACGUUUUCCCGGUCUGACAAACAGCGCUGUAGCUCUGUCACUUUCCACCACAGAUGCGGAAGGGCGACAUAGGUGGAUGCGGUGUUUGAGACUCAGCCCAUGCAAAAAAAACAUAUCUCUAGCUUAAACUGACGGAUUUUGAUGGGGUGCGUCAAUAGACUCUAAAGGAUUUUUAAAAGAUAAAGCACCAGAGCGCUACUAUUAGAUGCUCAGUCAAAUCCCCCCAGAAUAUUCCAGCCAAGCACAGCAGAAAUUCACAUUAAGUUAUGGAAACUCAGUUUACCGGUAUGCGUAAACCUCAGAGUGUCUGUUAAACUCGAGGUGACCUCUUUUGGCUUGUUGCUCGCGGUUUGGUUUGAUUGUCUACUAAAUCAUCUUUCAUUGGCUCAAACAGCCUGGUUUAUUCUCUUGUGGCAGGAAGCAGAGGUGUAAAGACGAACCAAAGUAGUGGAACACGAAACCACUCGACAGGAUGAGUUAGAACUUAUCUUCUCUCUACCUCGCUGAACCUUGUCACAGAAAAGUCUCCAAACCCCUGCCUAUAAACCUGUAGAUCAAGGCAGGUCUGGGUUGUAUUAAGCCCGUUGUGGUUGUUUAUGUUAUAUUCCAGGGGUGAUUUCUCCAAUAGACACAAGUCAUAUCCACUUUAUCAGUGGAAGAAGGGUUUUUCAUGAGAAUCUCAAUAUCGUUAUUCUACAGUGCAGUGUUUUGCCUGAAACCGUUCUAAAAAAGUAGUGGUCUUUGUGAUGUGCAGUGGAGAGAGAUUGCAAUGUCCUAAAGCCAUUUGGACAGCUUAUUUAUAGUUAGAUGUGCUUCAUUACCCCAUGGAACACCUUGCUGCUGUUGCUCACACAGUCAUGUGCUAUCCGCCAGGAUGUCCAUGCUGUAGUCUUGAUUUAAGUACACUCCUUUGAAGAGGGAUACAUACAUCCCUAUGUGAUCAUUUUAAUGUUUUCACAAGCCAGUUAUAGAUACGCGCUGUCUACUUUGAGGAUGGUGAUCGACCUUUGGCUUGUAAAGUCACUCUAUUGCCCGCUUCACUAAUUGAUACAAAUGUUAUUCUGCUUCAAUGUCCAUAUAUGGUACGGUUUCCCUGCCUGCUCUCUUGGCUGAGGCCCCUCACAUUCCUUAUAUGCUGCUGCUGUCUUUGGAUUCCUGCAAUUAUAGUUUUUCCUCAUUUAGGGAUGUGGUGGGUUGUACAUUUGAGUGUGUGUGUGUGUGUGUGGGGGGGGGGGGGGGGGGGGGGGGGGUGUUGUAGAUAGGGAUUUAUUAAAGACAGAUGGAAUGGAAACAUUUUGCUGUUAUCAAUGAUCUGACCUCUUGGAUGCCAUUUUCCUUGAGGUUGGUUGGUUGGUGAUGACUGACUCUGGGAACUUGGUACUUGGAGGUAGGGAGGGAGAGAGAGAGACUUGAGUAUGGUUUGUCAUUGUAAAGUCCAUGCAACUUUAAUACAUGUGGGGAUCAACGCUCGUAUAGUUAGACCCUGGUAGAUGGUGACUGUAGCCAUGAUGAACUCUUUGUUUUCAAGGAUGCUGCUUUAUGCUUCCCUGAAGUCUCUGGAUACCAUUCGUCUUGAGAACAGUAUGUCAUACAUACUGUAGAAGCUAGUCUAAACAUUUCACCAUUUGGUCUGGUUGGGGUAGGGAGAGGAGGGAGAUGAGGGGAAGGGAGGGGAGGGUGCAAGGCUAGGUGAAGCAGAAGAGUUGGGUCAGCAGCAGCCAUGUGACAAGAUGCAGUCGAGCAUCAUGUGA
Coregonus sp. 'balchen' is the source of this 20839-nucleotide messenger RNA. NCBI's taxonomy places the organism in Eukaryota, Metazoa, Chordata, Actinopteri, Salmoniformes, Salmonidae. The record is from the annotation of a GenBank genome assembly.